CUCACCCUCCAGUACGACGACCAGCAUAGCUUCCACCACAACAACCAUCUCCCCUUCAACCGCAACAACAAAUGCCCCUUCAACCACACCCAGCACCCCCUCCACCACAACAACCAGUGCUCCCUCCACCACGACGACCAGCGCCCCUUCAACCGCAACCAGCGUCCCCUCCACCACAACCAGUGCUUCCUCCACCACGACAACCAGCAUAGCUUUCACCACCACAAACAUCGCCCCUAUAAACCACAACCCGUUUCCUUGACCAAAACAACCAAUGCUCCCUCGACAACGACGACCAGCACCCCUUCAACCACAAUAACAAAUGCCCCUUCAAUCACAACCAGCGCCCCCUCCACCACGAUGAGCAGCGCCCCUUCAACCACAACUGGCAUCCCCUCCACCACGAUGACCAGCGCCCCUUCAACCACAACCGGCGUCCCCUCCACCACAACAACCAGUGCUCCCUCCACUACGACAGCCAGCAUAGCAUCCACUUCAACAACCAUCGCCCCUUCAACCACAACCCCUGUUUCCUCGACCACAAAAACAAGUACUCCCUCCACCACCACAACCAUCUCCCCUUCAACCACAACAAAAAAUGCCCCUUCAACCUCAACAACUAGCUCACCCUCCAGUACGACGACCAGCAUAGCUUCCACCACCACAACCAUCCCUUCAACCACAACAAUUAGCUCACCCUCCACUACGACGACCAUCGCCCCUUCAACCACAACCAGCGCCCCUUCAACCAUAACCAGCGCCCCCUCCACCACAACUAGCGCACCCUCCACUACGACAGCCAGCAUAGCAUCCACUUCAACAACCAUCGCCCCUUCAACCACAACCCCUGUUUCCUCGACCACAAAAACAAGUACUCCCACCACCACCACAACCAUCUCCCCUUCAACCUCAACAACUAGCUCACCCUCCAGUACAACGACCAGCAUAGCUUCCACCACCACAACCAUCUCCCCUUCAACCGCAACAACAAAUGCCCCUUCAACCACACCCAGCACCCCCUCCACCACAACAACCAGUGCUCCCUCCACCACGACGACCAGCGCCCCUUCAACCGCAACCAGCGUCCCCUCCACCACAACCAGUGCUCCCUCCACCACGACAACCAGCAUAGCUUUCACCACCACAAACAUCGCCCCUAUAAACCACAACCCGUUUCCUUGACCAAAACAACCAAUGCUCCCUCGACAACGACGACCAGCGCCCCUUCAACCACAAUAACAAAUGCCCCUUCAACCACAACCAGCGCCCCCUCCACCACGAUGAGCAGCGCCCCUUCAACCACAACCGGCGUCCCCUCCACCACAACAACCAGUGCUCCCUCCACCACCACGACCAGCAUAGCUUCCACCACCACAACCAACGCCCCUUCAACCACAACCCCUGUUUCCUUGACCAUCACAACCAGUGUUCCCUCCACCACCACAACCAACUCCCCUUCAACCACAACUAGCUGACCCUCCACUACGACGGCCAGCAUAGCUUCAACCACAACAACGAAUGCCCCUUCAACCACAACUAGCGCCCCCUCCACCAUAACAACAAGCGCUCCCUCUUCCACAACGACCAGUGCCCCUUCAAC
Messenger RNA from Dicentrarchus labrax (European seabass), 1600 nucleotides. Its product is annotated as mucin-5AC-like. The transcript has a single exon. The record is from RefSeq and is a predicted model, not a curated record. Lineage: Eukaryota; Metazoa; Chordata; Actinopteri; Moronidae. The annotation marks the transcript as partial.